GUGUAUAUCGUUGUCCACAAUGUUGGAACACAGCCUGAUUCUAAAGACAGCGGGCUGAAAAGGAAUCAAGACUUUCCGGUAACAACAAAGACUCACGUCGACCAUUGGUGAAAGGUAUCCACUGAAUGUGUUAUGCACUCGGAAAUGGCACGAGUGUUCAUUAAAUGUAACGGAACUAUUGCUAGCUUUCCUCUUGGUAGCUAACGUUAGCCAGCUACGUCGUGAAAACACCCAAAAUGGCCGGUAUGUCUGGGUCUACGUACGAUGGCCCUGUAUUUACCGAUUUAAAUGAUUUGUUAUCUGAUCAAAUAAGGCAUCGAUUCUAUCAUAAUAUGAUCAGUUGCAUAUAUAUGUAUGCGAGUUAUGGAUUCGUUAGACUGUAGGUCUUCAUGUGGCCGGUUUGAACGAGUUUUAAUCCAAAUGUUGCACUGAGGUUAGUGGUUCAGAAACAAGAACACGAAGACCCAACAUGUAGGGGCUCUGGUGCAGCUGUGGACGCAGUAACGUUGCUUGAGUUAUAUUUCUCACCUUAAAUGUGCAGCCAGUGACACAAAAGUGUGCAAAUAAUGCUCUGAAUAUACCUGUCUGCUUAGCCAGACCAUUAAUGCACGUCUGUUUGUUUAGUAGGUGCAGAUGGGUGCUAUAGUAGCAUUAACACAUGAGAAGUCGGUAACAUUAUUAUUUUGUAGCAAGAAUAACUGUAGAUACUUGGAUUGUGUUGCUGCAGCUGCUUUUUUUUCUGUUGAAAUAUACAAUUGAGUGGAACUUUUCUGUUGUGGUCAUUUUUAGAGACGCACCCAUAUUGAUAUUGGAUGAUGAUCCGACAGGACUCAAAUAGCUGUACCGUGUAUCGGUGACAAUAGGUCGAUCUGGUAUCAGAUAGUGUUAUUCUAAGAAAGGACUAUCUAUGUAUUUAUUUGGUACAUUUCGUUUUAUGACGUUAGGAAAACAAUGUUUAAGUCAAGCUUGAUGUUGCCUCACAUACGAGAUGGAUCCCAGUCACUUCCACACAGUGAGGCAUACAGCUCAUUCAUUUAACACUGGUAUCACAUACACACUUGGUAUAUCGGCAGACACACACAGCCCAACUCGGUGCAUCACUAGUCGUUUCUCCAGGCCGCUGAUGUUACUCUACUAAGAUGUAUGAGAAUUAGCUGUGAAAGGCAUUAUAACCAGACUGCUAUGACUAUGGAGAUCUGGUCAGGCAUAACAAUAUGCCAGACAUGUUUUUAUAUGUCAGACCUUUUUAUAAACAUGUGACUUUAAGGUCAGAUCACAGAGGAAAUGCUUGCAUCAUGUUAUCAAAUGGAAAUAUGUGAGCCUGCAUGGGACAUUUUAAGAUAAAUGCUGCUUUGCUUAACCUUGACUUAGCCUGUUAACCUUCUUAACCAAUAUCUGGCAACAAAAUCACCCCUUUGUCUCUGAUAUAGUUUCCCUUUUUCUUAAAAGCUGAUGUUUGGUCAAAGCUUGCUCGGCUUGGUCUCUUAAAAGCAAACCUGUCCUCAAAGACUUACCAAAUUGAUUGUGCACACACUUGUAUAUUUAUGACAUGACGGAACAAAAUUACAUGGUAGACUAAUAUAUCACUGUUUGACAUGAGUCAGACUAUUGCUAAAACCAAAUAAAUGAUUUAAAGGCAGUUUGGUCAGCCUUGUUAAAGGAAAACAAGUUGGGCUCAGGUACAAUAUAUUGAAAAUAAGAGAGGAUGGAUACCGAUGCCAAAGAUAAGCUUUAUGUUUAGAUCACAUGGGCUGUCAUGUCUGAUGAUAGGCUGUUACCUAAACGUUGUGCGAACACAUACACCGAUGAUACAGCCCACAAGCCUCCUGUCAUUUUGAAAAAGUAAUGCCCGGGUAAAGCAAGUUAAGUAUCCCUGACAUACAGGUUAAGCCUAUCUUCAGGAGACUUCUCUUUUAGGUCUUGUGAAACAUAUUUAGUAUGUCAAACAGGCCUACAUGUUGUUCAAAGUGUUUAGUUAGCGCUCACCAUUUUAUUAUUUGAGUUUUACUGGCAUUGUGCAAAGUUUUCUGCAGUUCACUGUGUGUUUAUUUUGAAUUCGUUCCAGGACACGGUAAGUGUGCUUUAGAAUUUGUAGACAUUGCAGUGAUCUAUGUAGCCUGCAGCAAAUAUUCAGAAAAUAAUUUGUUCUGCUGUGAACAUUUUGGCAAAGAGGCCCAAGCCAUGUUUGGACAAAGUCCACUGUGUCCUAAUGUUGAACAUGCAUAGUAGGCUAGCAAGUGUUUCUCUGGAAGCAGGCUCAUAGGUGUUAUUCCUACAAGGCCCAGAGCUUUGGGCUUUGUGGUAGUGUCCCUGAAGGUUAAAUCAAUAUUUUCUGUGUUUCAUAAUGUUGCUUUGCUUUCCCGUCCUAAAAGAAAAGCACUGUGACUACAAGAAAGAAAUCUUGAGGUGAUUUCUUAGUGCUUUCACAAAUUUUAAAGGAAAGAAACCACAAACAAGAUGACUGAGCCAACUUGUUAUUAAAAAAGUGCGUGGUGAAAAGAACUUCAUCUGAAAGCUACUUUUGAAAUGAAAAACAAAAGCUUGUUCAUCUGUAAUAGUCUAUUUCUGCUUUCCACCUCGCAGCCUCGCUGUGCACACCGACAGUAAUUUGCACCUUGCGCCUACCCUUCGCUUGGAGCCCAGUGCAACAUUCUCCAACAACACCAGAGGGACCCAUUUCAUAUUUGGACCUGUGGCUGCAGUGACAGCUCUCCGGUUGGCUCAGAUUGAGACUCGGGCGCAGAUUGCUCUCCAGCAGCUUGCUACACUAGCGACCAUAAUUAUUGGCAGCCAGUGUCACGACAACAACGGAUUUCCAGUGGCAUUACCGCCUCACCUGGCCCUCCUGAGUCUUCUUAAUAGACAGCAGGUUUCAUCUGUUGGGUUUAACGUGGACACAAACAGAAAGACUUACAGAAACACAAGUCUCUCUGCUGCCAUGUACCACCACCACUCCCAGCAACAAGGGCCGCCGCCUUUCUCUAAUGGGCCUAGGCCUCCUCAUCAUCAGCAACCUCCAAAUCAGCAUCAGAAUCAUCCUCCCUCUAAUAUGCUGUCGCAGGGGAUGGGUUUCCAGUUUCCUCGUCCUACACAGCUUCCUGAUGAGCUAGAGUCUGCCCUGGCUAUCCGGGGUGCUAGAGACAUGGAUCACCGCCUCGUUGACCACAUGAACCGACCGAACCAACUCCAGAACCAAGGCUCUGGUUCUGGGUUCAGUCAACAUGGAAGCUACGGCUCUAACCCAAUAACACUCACCUCCGAUAAUCAGCCUGGCCGCCAGCAAGGAGUAGACUGGUCAAGCUACCAACCUCCAACUAAAUUGUUUGCCAGUCCUCCACCUAGUGCUAGCCAGCAGUCCCAACGACAACAGGGGCCCCAACAGCAGCCACAGAGCAGCCAUGCUGGAACAAGCAUCCCAAGCUGGACAGCCCCUGUAAAUGACUCACCAUCACCCCAAACACGGCACCCCCAUGCUGGUGGAAGUGGUGGCAGCGGGGAAAGUCAGGCUUUGUACACACCAGAGAGUGCAGGAAGCAUCUUGGCUAGCUUUGGACUUUCAAAUGAGGAUUUGGAAGUGCUGAGUCACUACCCUGAUGAUCAGCUAACCCCAGAUACUUUACCAUUCAUACUCCGUGACAUUCAGAUCAACAAGUCGGGCAACCCGAAAACUGUGGCCUCCACUUCCUCAUCCUCACUCUCACGCAGCAUCCAUGAUAUGCCGCUGCCUCCUUCCCAAUCUUCACCAUUGACACGUUCACACUCACCAGAAGUGCCCAGCCUUCUUACUGUUACACAGACCGCAGGUAAAGUCAUUGACUAUGGUCAUGCCAGUCGGGCAAAAGACGAGACUAGUAACAGAGAGACUUUCAAAAGAGAGCGGCUCUCCAAUGAAAGGACAGUUAAAAUGUUCCCAUCUUCAUCGUCCUCAUCAGCUCCAAAGUUAGAGAAAGCGGAAAGGCGGCAAGUCCGUUUGGAACACAGUGAUUCAAGCAAGCACGGAGACCGGGACUAUCGCAGGACGAGUAGCGACCAUCGCAAGAGCAGUCGGUCACCUGGGAGAGAAUUUCCACCACCAUCCAAAUCUCGUAAUCUGGACCGGGACUACAGGCGUGACGGACCCAAACCUAGGCCCCCAUCUGAAGCCAAGAGCGAAGCUUCCUCGAGACGGUCUCUCUCCUCUUCGUCUGGCUCAAGACCACACAGCAGCAGCAAGAAGUUACCGACCCCCACCAUGAUAAGUGAUUUCUCAGCUGUGUCUCCAAAGGUGUAUCCCCAUACCUGCUCCCUGUGCCACACACUGUGUGAUCAGGAAAAGGAGUGGGUUGACCAUAUUAACACCGUCAACCACACUGCUGCCUGCAGAGACCUGCGCAACAAGUACCCUGGCUGGAAACCAAAUCGACCAAGUCGGAGGCAGCGAUAUGGCAGCCGGGCUCUGUGGGAUCCCAAGACUCACUCUCCAUCCCACUCUGUGUCUCGAUCCCUCUCUGGUUCUCCCACCCCAAGUCCUCCUCACAGCAAACUUAGAGUGGGCUCCCAUCCCCAUAGGCCAUACACGGGGCCUUACUCUCCUCACAAUCAAGCCCGCCACCAACACUACACAGGGGGUUCUUCUCGAAGUGGUGUGAAGCGUCGUCAUGAUGAUUUCAACAAGUUCUCCACUGGAGCCGGCCGACAUCCACCCUCCUCUAAGGCGGGUCAUAGCUCCAAACAUGGACCACUACAGUCCUCCACCAAAACGGUUAAGAGCGGGACAAAGCCUGGAACCAAGACGACGAAGACGUCUGCCAAGCUUCCACCAGCCAAGAAGAAGAAGAAACUCGUGACUCCCGCCUCCCAGGACUCGUCCGUUGCCGAUCGUCUGGUUUAUCUGACAGGCAUCCCAAAGGAUGCGUCUGAGCAGGAAGUUACCGACUUGGUGGGGUCCUUUGGCAAGAUCAACAACGUGAUCCUCAUGCCAUGCUCGGAGGAAGAGAGCCAGAAGGGUGAAGGACAAAAGGCGUCUGUGUGCAUGGUGAUGGCUGAAUGCGCCCAGGCUUUGGCCAACUCCACAAAUCUCUCCAUCAGAGACCAACAAAUCAUGGCUUCAAUCGCCAAGAAACCUGAAGCAGGACAGUCUUCUGACGCUAACAACAGCAAACCUGCUCCAGCACAGGACAAAGAUGCUGCUGGGGAAGACUCUGGUAGCAGAACGACAAACUGGGAGUCUGCAAUACCCACCGAUAAAAUAAGAGGCGAGGCUGACCAGAAGGCUUUUGAUGAGAGGGGCAUGGUGUUGAUCACAGGACUUCCUGAGAGCGGCUGGUCGGAGAGUGACAUCUUGAAUCUGGUCCAGCCCUUCGGACCCCCCUCUGACGUCAUCACGGCAACACAAAUCGGAAAGGUACUUGUGUCAGUGCCAGACAUGGAGAUUGCUCAAGAGAUAGUGAAGGUCCACGCCUUCAUCCCUGCAAAGAUUGAAGACUCUGAGCUGAAGAUGAUCCAUCUCAAACAGCGUAUUGGUCUCAGCACACCGGUGGCUCUCUACAAUCUUCUGAUGGGAUCAGUGGACCCAUUAGAGAGUUCUUUUCCAGUUGGCUGGAGCUGCCUGUUGGUGAUCAGUAAUGUUCCCAACACGCCGUCCGGCCCCUCUGAGGUCCAGAAAUUGGUGCGACGCUUUGGCACCGUCAUCAAGACCCUAGUGCUUAACGAUACGGUCAUUUGUGAGAUGGCAACUGCAGCUAUGGCCUUGUCUGUGUACAAACGCUUCCAGAUGUUUCCGUGCAUCAUCCAUAACAACCCGCUGUUCUUCUCCCGCAAGCCUGACCCCAAAGCCAACAUACAGACCAAAGUCAUCACUGCAUACCUUGAAUCAUCUGAGGAUACACCUGCAACGGGCAAAGACAGCCAAGCAGCAGCUGCAGACAAAGAGGAGACAGCUCAAAAAGAGAAUUCUGAGUCUCUAUUGGAGGAAAUUGAAAAAUAUGGCGAUUACCAGGAUGAGAAAAUGAAGAGCACCGACGAGACAGUUGGUGAAGACGAAGCUUUGGGAGAAAACAGGAGCCAAGAUGACGACGUCGAAAAAGACGUGCCUACUGCUGCUGUUUCUGACUCUUUGAAUGCACCAGAAGCAGACCUGGAGACACACAUGAGUGAAAGAUCAGAUGUUGAAACUGUCAUGGAGACAGCAGAAGAGAACAGAGCUGUCAAUGCAUCCACAGCAGGCAAUGACGGGACUCCUGCUGGUGAACAGACAAAGACAUCUAGCUCUGAUGGCGAAGCAGCUCCCCAGGAGGCGGCCAUGCCAGAGCUCCCUAAGGUUACUCAGGAGAUGGUUAACGCACUGCUUGUGGAGUGCCGAACAAGAACCGUCAGCCAUCCCAUCAACACAGCAGCUCCCACCAACACACAAAUAGAGACAGAGCAGGGGGAUAAAGCAACAAAGGAGACAAAAGAGCUAGCCAGCAAUCCCACAGAGGAGGAGGUGAAAAAGCAGGAGAGGGAGCUAAAAGAGAGGGAGGCAGGAAAGGAGGCGAGGGAGAGAGAGAGGAGGGAGAAGGAGAGGAGGGACUGGGAGAAGGAGAGGACCAAGCGGGAGAGGGAGCGUCAUGAAAGGGCCAGGAGGGAGAGGGAGGAGAGGAGGGUGGAGGAGAGGAGGGUGGAGGAGAGGAGGGUGGAGGAGAGGCGGGAAAGGGAGAGGCGGGAGAGGAAGAGAGCAUACAGUGAAGGUUUGUCAGGGUGGAGGUCGUCCUCCAGGUCAGAGGGAUACAAGCAGAGCUCCUGGAGGGACGAACGGUACAACAACUUUGAAGCAGAGACAGAAAUGGUGGAGGAGUGUGUUGACUUCCCAUUCAACUUGAGUGACUUUGUGACGGUAGAUGAAGUUGGAGAUGUGAAUGACCUUCCUUCCUCUCCUUCCCCCUCUGUUCCCAUGGAAACCACGGAGGGAGGGGAGGAUGCUCCCACAUCUGUCCAACAGGAAACUCCAGGGGACACGCCCAUGGAGGUUCCCACGGAAAUAACAGUGUCAGACGCCCCAGCGACCCUGGUGAAGUGUGAUGAGCACGUAUCAGAGUCUGAACCUGUGACUGUGUCCACAGCGGAGACUUCAGAUGUUUUAGAGUCAUCAGAUGUAACACUCGUCGAUGCAGCUUCCCCAGCGACUUCACAAGCUGAUUCCUCACCCGGCCAAACGCACGCGCCAACAUGUGGACCAGAAGCACCCACUGAGACAGAAGCCACACUGACAGACACUCUGGAAUCCACCACUGAAGUUGAACCGCUUCCCACACCUGCAGCUUCAGCCACUCCAGCUGGAGCCUCCCCAAACAGCCCAGCAACAGGAGUAGUGACUUCAGAGAGGGAGAAUGAGAAGAAUGCACUCAAUCACAGUCAGGCUAAGGAGGAGGAGAUGGUGUCUGACAAAACAGAGGAAGAGGAGAAGAAGCAGGAUGAAAAGGACAAAGAGCCGGAAGCUCCUUCUGUGGAGACAGGAAAGCAUGAGAGGUCUGAAGAUCAAGCAAACGGCGAAGAGGAGAGUGUGAAGAAGAAGUUAAAGACAGACACUCCCACUGACUACUCCCUCCCUCCUUUUGACCCCAGCUGCCCAGUUGGUAUAGAGUUCUUGGUCCCAAAGACGGGUUUCUUCUGUAAAGUGUGUAAUAGGUUCUUCAAUGGAGCCAAAGAGGCCGAGAAAAACCACUGCAAGACCCUCAAACACUAUGAGAACCUACAGAAAUACUUGAGGACCACGAACCCAGCGACUGUGUCUUCUCAAACCUGACUCCACCUGGAUGCGCCUAUGAAAAUCUUGACUGAAUUCACCAUUCCCCUCCUGUUGUAUUGUCUCUUCAUUUCUCACCAAGGGUCCAGAUUCUCAUAUUGAUGUAGAUUAGUCUCAUGUCCUUGAAUAUGUGGUAUAGAUUUUUCAUGUACAGUUAAGAGAAAUUAGUAGAAAGUGGGAAGAGUGGAAGAUGGCUCGCUGUAAGGACUGUGCAGUCAAUAAACACUUUGACUAAA
Molecule: messenger RNA, 7998 nt
Organism: Anarrhichthys ocellatus (wolf-eel)
Lineage: Eukaryota; Metazoa; Chordata; Actinopteri; Perciformes; Anarhichadidae
Product: zinc finger protein 638-like
Exons: 23
Coding region: 2939-7762 (1607 amino acids)
Cellular component (GO): nucleus
Molecular function (GO): zinc ion binding; nucleic acid binding
Source: RefSeq, a predicted model, not a curated record